UCCGGAAGUGGAGCUUUCUCUUCCGGGACGAGCGUCUGGGCGACUGCACGUGGCUGUGUUGCCUUGGCCUUUGCCGGCGCUACUGGAGAAUUGAUUGGAACUGUUACCCCGGAACAGCCGGAGCCAUGGAGGGCCAGAGCGUGGAGGAGCUGUUGGCAAAGGCGGAGCGGGACGAGGCGGAAAAGCUGCAGCGCAUCACCGUGCACAAGGAACUAGAGCUGGAGUUCGACCUGGGUAACCUGCUGGCCUCCGACCGGAACCCCCCGACCGGGCUGCGGCAUGCGGGACCCACGAAGGAGGCCGAGCUGCGAGCCCUGGCGCGGGACAACACGCAGCUGCUCAUCAACCAGCUCUGGCAGCUGCCCACCGAGCGCGUGGAGGAGACGCUGGUGGCGCGGCUGCCGGAGCCCACCACUCGACUGCCGCGCGAGAAGCCGGUGCCCCGGCCGCGCCCUCUUACACGCUGGCAGCAGUUUGCGCGUCUCAAGGGCAUCCGUCCUAAGAAGAAGACCAACCUGGUGUGGGACGAGGUAAGCGGCCAGUGGCGCCGCCGCUGGGGCUACCAACGGGCCCGCGAUGAUACCAAGGAAUGGUUGAUUGAGGUGCCGAGCAAUGCCGACCCCAUGGAGGACCAGUUCGCCAAGCGUAUUCAGGCCAAGAAGGAACGGGUAGCCAAGAACGAGCUGAACCGGCUGCGUAACCUGGCCCGCGCGCACAAGAUGCAGCUGCCCAGCGCGGCCGGCAUGCACCCUACCGGACAUCAGAGUAAGGAAGAGCUGGGCCGCGCCAUGCAGGUGGCCAAGGUCUCCACCGCCUCUGUAGGGCGCUUCCAGGAGCGCCUGCCCAAGGAGAAGGCGCCCCGGGGCUCUGGCAAGAAAAGGAAGUUUCAACCCCUUUUUGGGGACUUUGCAGCUGAGAAGAAGAGCCAGUUGGAGAUGUUGCGAGUAAUGAACAGCAAAAAGCCUCAGCUGGACGUGACCAGAGCCACCAAUAAGCAGAUGAGGGAGGAGGACCAGGAAGAAGCGGCUAAGAGGAGGAAAAUGAGCCAGAAGGGCAAAAGAAAGGGAGGCCGACAGGGUCCUGGGGGUAAGAGGAAAGGUGGCCCACCCAGCCAGGGAGGGAAGAGGAAAGGGGGCGUGGGAAGCAAGAUGAAUUCCGGGCCGCCGGGCUUGGGUGGCAAGAGAAAAGGAGGGCAACACCAAGGAGGAAAGAGGAGGAAGUAAAUUUCAGCCUCGGACUUGUUUGUAAACCAAGAACUGUACUUAAUGUUGACAUCUAGGCACUGUAGGGGGACACCAAAGAUGUGGCCCCUGCCUUCACUGAGCUUGAAGUUAAAGGGACAGCCUUGCCCUCCUCUGAAAAUAGUAUGUAAAUAUUGCACAGGACAAAUUAAUGUUAUUUCCCACAACCAAAACUUUGGCUGAAGAUUAAAGGAUGUAUUUAAGGCUAUACGAAUUAGGGAAAGAAUUUGGUCGAAAUUAGGAGUGAGUUCUGUUUUUAAACAGACUUUUUUUUUCCUUGUAAACUUUGUAUGUGGUGUGAGGGAGGUCAUAUUUCAAAGACUUUUAGCAUUGUUUUGAUAACAAGCUUCUGUAUUUAUCAAAGUGGGGGAACAAAAAGAUUACAAGGUUACAUUUUCAGAACUGUUGUAAAGGCCAUUUAAUAAAGGUAUGUCUGGAUCUAAUAUUGCUUUCAAAUUUUGUAAGUUUUAAGUAAAGCCAGUGACCUGGAUACGUGUUACAGAUUAUUUUCAUUUACUUUCUAGAAGAUAUCCACCAGCUAACUUAUGACGUUAGCAAGACCGCUUUAUUAGGAAAACUCAUGCUCCUUUUGAUACCUGAUAUAUUAUUGAAAGUGUACAACUGGUGUCUCUUUGAACACUGAAAACAUUAAUUUGCUCUAGCUGAUAAAUUUGUGCUUCACUAAAUAAUGCAAUCUUAAUUAAUCCUAAUUUUAUACUUAAAUUUUUAUCAACAUUUAUGUCUCCAGUUCUUUUAAAGCUUCAAGUGGGAUCUGUUUGGGGAAGAGAGAAACCCACAAAAACCUUGGAACAUUAUUAUCUUUAGAUUCAUUUGUCACAUUGACUUGAGCUGGUUUAAUUAGGAGAUGAAAUGUUUACAGCUAUCCUGGGUUUCUUUCCUUAAUUGAUUUCAGUAACUCACCUUCCUAAAUAUCUCCUGAAAAUUAACAGUAAAUCUAGAAUGGGGGGAGGGGGCUUUUUUCUGCUGUUAGAGCUCUAGGGAGCCACUCUACUCUUGGUUUUUGGUCUGACAAUUGAUAGGAAAUUAGAAUUGGGAGUUCGUUUUGUCUUUUUUUCAGUGUUGUUCCCUUUUUACAAAGUUGUAGAAAUUGCUAUGAAAGAAAGGAUUAAUUCAGAUUUCAUAAUGGGUUAAUAAAAAUAUGUUCAAUUG
Messenger RNA from Sus scrofa (pig), 2411 nucleotides. It is a transcript of the gene RRS1, whose product is annotated as ribosome biogenesis regulator 1 homolog. Gene Ontology annotation, molecular function: protein binding. Gene Ontology annotation, biological process: ribosomal large subunit biogenesis; ribosome biogenesis; endonucleolytic cleavage in ITS1 to separate SSU-rRNA from 5.8S rRNA and LSU-rRNA from tricistronic rRNA transcript (SSU-rRNA, 5.8S rRNA, LSU-rRNA). NCBI's taxonomy places the organism in Eukaryota, Metazoa, Chordata, Mammalia, Artiodactyla, Suidae. The record is from RefSeq and is a predicted model, not a curated record. Gene Ontology annotation, cellular component: preribosome, large subunit precursor; nucleus; nucleolus.